AUGAAAAUCGAAACAACAAAACCAGUUUGGACUGGUUUAAUGACAUAUUUACAUGGAGCAGGCUUCCAAGUGUUUAAGUAUAUAAAUGACAAUAAACUAUUAAAAAUUCUUCAAACUUACAUACCAACAGAACCAAAUGACUUAGACAACUUAGCUAAAGACUUAGUAGUAAGAAACCCAGACCGAGUAACAGUACAUAAGUUACUAUUGUGUGGUCAA
Messenger RNA from Racocetra persica, 219 nucleotides. NCBI's taxonomy places the organism in Eukaryota, Fungi, Glomeromycota, Glomeromycetes, Diversisporales, Gigasporaceae. The record is from the annotation of a GenBank genome assembly.